AUGUCCCUCCCUCAGGCCACCAAAGACAUCAGCGAGCACCCCGCCGCCAACAGCGUCGUCGACCCCGUCGACAAGGGUGCCAAAGCCGCGGACGUCGACCGCAAACUCCUCUUCUUCGGCGUCGUCUCGGCCUUCCGCGAGUCCCGCAUGCCCUCCAACCCCCAGAUCGACGCCGCCCUCCAGUACGCCCUCGCCCACUCCCCCAUCGACACAGCCUCUCUUUCCCCCGACGGCCAAAAGCUCAUCCAGGACUCGCGCGACAUCAUCGAGACUGCCCGCCUCAUCGUCCAGGAGAAGAACGCGGAUGAACUCUUCCAGAAUUUCGUCUGGCACACCCGAGACAUCGACCUCAGCGGCGCCAAGAAGGACCCCAGCGAGGUCGUUCCGGUCGACCAGGAGAAGGCACGCUCUGAUGGCCAGCAAGCCGUCCAGCAUCUCCGCACACUCCUGUCCCUCAUCCUCACCAACUCAGAAGUCCGCAAGCUUCUGUCUGACUUCAGCGUCAUCGGACGCGAUCUCCUCGCACGCGGCGCGAGCAAGCUCGCUGAUAAGGCGCGUCCGGACGAGGAGCGUCUCCGUCAGGUGGACGAAGCUGCUCCGCGGGACCAGUUCAUCACAGAGGGCGGGCGUGCGGCAGGCCUGAACGAGACACCGGUUCUUGAAGCACGCAUCCCAGGAACAGACACCACAGUGUCUCAGCACCCACGCGAUGAGCUCGGCCAGGGCGCGAUGGUCAAGCAGGGUGACGGUGAACUGAAGACUGGUGCACAGGCCAUGGACGAGACACAGCAGCGCGCAGGCGAGAUGGCAGAUCGCGCCAAGAACGAAGUUCAGCUCCAGCGCGACGAAUUUAGCGACAGUGUCGGCGGCGACGCCGUCCCGGAAGAUCAAACGGACGCCGAGGCGAAGAAACAAGGCUUCAUGGGUAAAAUGCGCGGUCUGCGUGAUAAUCUUACGGAUCGCAUCCCGCAAGAAAACAAGGAUAAAGCGAACGACCAAUAUGACCGUGCGAAGCAGUUCCUCAGCGAAGAAUACUUCCCAGAGGAACGUAGAGACCAGUUUAUUUACCGUGGAAAGAAGGUUAUCAUUGAGUGCCAGAAGCACAAGGACUACCAGGCAUCCAUCCAAUGGCUUCUCAAUUUCUUGGAAGAAUACGCGUCGCACGGCAAGACGAUUGCAGAGCACGGCAAAGACUCCCAGGAGAAGGCGACAUCAGAUCCAGCACUGCAGCAGGCAAUAGGCGAGCUGCGCACUCUGCUUGAGCGAUUCGCGAACGGCAUGAGCCUGAGUGUCAUUGGUGACGCGAUGCAGGAACUAUGGAACGACGCACAGAAGGAUCGGGAACUGCGUGAGUGGUUCCAGAGUGUGGAUAAAUACACGCGCAAGGUAUUGCUCGACGCGGGCUUCGUGCUCGAGCCACGGUGCAACGAAGAGGCAAAUCGGCUGUGUGAGAGCGGCCGCCAAUUCUACGAUGAGAAGUAUAAGGGUCAUUUCGAUAACUUGUUCUCGAGCACUGGGGAUUGGUUCCGUGCUCUGGGCGACGAUCCCUUAAACAAGAGGUUCGGCGAGGAUUGGGCCCGGUUGACGAAAGAUUUGCUAUUCGACAGCGAAGGAAGCCUCAAGUUUAAGCCGGAGCUGUGGAUGGAUAUCCGCAAGGUUAUCCUCCCAGGUAUCAUUGACCACGUUGGCUACCUCCCUAUCCCUCGCAUCGAAUACACGGAUGACUCGCUCGACCUCGUAGUUGAAAAUCUCGCAUUAAAGGGACGCAAUCUCUUCCCCAACAUCGUUAGCAUAGAGGCACACAACUUCCUCAAGUUUAGCCCUUAUGAUGCUAUUCAGGACGAGAGCCAUCACGAGUUUACUCUGACGUUUGGCCAGAUUCAAGCGGACAUGCGCGACGUCGCAUUCUACUUCAAGAAGAAGACCGGAAUCAAGUUGUCGGACUCGGGACUUGCUGACGUCCUCCUUGGCGGCGAGGGUCUUACCGUUACGGCACACGUCACGUCGGCGGGUAAGGACAAGUCGUCCGUGUUCAAGGUGAAGAACGUGCACGUGAAGGUGGCAACUCUCAAGUUCUCGAUCCGCGACUCGAAACACGACAUCUUGUACAAGACACUACGACCACUUGCGACGGGCUUGGUGAAGAAGCAGUUGCAGAAGGCGAUCGCGGAUGCGGUUACUACGGGUCUGGAAUACGUCGAUGGACAGCUCGUCGGCGUACGCGACCGCAUGGCGGAGGCGAAGGCGAGCGAAGAUAAGAGUCGGACGCAGGUGUUGCAAGAGAUGUUCAAGCGCAACAAAGAGGAGGCACAAAGUGUGAAGAGCAAGACGGAUGAUAAGAACGCGCACUUCAAGAUCGUGUCCCGCCGUGACUCCGCGAUCAUUCCGAAUGCGGGCCACCCGUCCGGCUGGGUGAAUCGCACGCAAGAGCGCGAGGAUGCUGCUGUGAAGGGCGAUGCAUGGCGCAGCAAAGCGUUCGACAUUGUGUAG
Messenger RNA from Sparassis crispa, 2490 nucleotides. RefSeq lists its product as hypothetical. Bases 1 to 2490 code for a protein of 829 amino acids. The record is from RefSeq and is a predicted model, not a curated record. Lineage: Eukaryota; Fungi; Basidiomycota; Agaricomycetes; Polyporales; Sparassidaceae. Gene Ontology annotation, molecular function: lipid binding. The transcript is spliced from 11 exons.